AAAAGACUAAUGACUAUCAAACGUUUUUACAAGAUUAUUAAACACUCAAACGACUAUCAAACGAUUGGAAUAAAAAAAGUUUAAAAAAUAAAAGUUGGCCGGCCAACUUCACGCAGGUACAUAAGUGGGGUGCUCCGACCCAUGUAAAAACACAACGAACAGACCUCUUUUACACGCUCUCGCGGGUUUAACUUUCAUUUUUAUUAGUAUACCCGUUAUUUCUACAUGUAGCAUAACUACAACAUAAAUAAAAUGUGAGUCGAUCUUGAAUUAAACAUUUGGAUUCAGUAAAUAUCUAUCAGAAAGAAUCGAUUUAAAAAAACGAUUAACUAAUACUCAAAAAAAUUGAUUCUUCGAUUAAUCGAACUUGAAACGGUAACGCUAGUCGUGUCAACAUGCCGGGACAUGCAAACCAGAAAUUGUUUUACAAUACCGUACUUUGCCAAACUUUUUCACCAAAUGGCAGCCACUUACUUGCUGGAAAUAUUUAUGGCGAUGUAUCUGUAUUCGAUUUAUCCAAAGUAUUGGGACCUUAUCAAGGUGAAGAAAAUAAUUUGCGAGGACCAAAUUAUCAUUUCACUGCUUACCCCGACCAACAUGUUGAGAGUAUAAUUGCAACUGACAACUUUCUUGUUACGGGAACGUCUGGAGAAAUUUCUGGAUGGGAUUGGAAGAUUGUAACAUCAAAUAAAGCUCCAAAAAUGAAAGCUUCUUGGACUGUGCAAAUUCCCAGCAAUAAAGAUAGUUAUGAAAAGCCAGAUGUGAACUACAUGGUGUAUUCUAAAGAAAAUCAUAUGCUGUAUGCUGGAUGUGGUGACAACAAUAUUUAUGUUAUUAAUUUGGACAAUGGAAAGAUAUUGCAGACAUUAGAUGGUCACAAGGAUUACAUACACUGUCUUGCUCUAAUGGGCAAUCAAUUGGCAUCUGGUGCAGAAGAUGGUACUGUCAGAUUAUGGGAUUUACGAAAAAAAGAAAAUACAAAUGUACUACAGCCUCAUGCUAUAGAAAAGAUAGCACGACCAAGGCUAGGCAAAUGGAUUGGUGCUUUGGAUUUCACUGAAGAUUGGCUACUUUGUGGUGGUGGUCCAAAACUGUCUUUGUGGCACAUGCGCACUAUGGAAGCAGCUACUGUAUUUGAUUUACCAGAUCAAGGAAUUCACGUUGCAGAUAUUUACGAAGAACGCAUAAUAACAGGUGGUAGCAUGUCCCAUGUACAUCACCUUACAUAUCAGGGAGACACAUUAGCAGAAGUACCAACAUCUAGUAAUACAAUUUAUAAUAUCAUUUACCAAGAAAAGCCCCAAAAGAUAUUGAGCAUAGCAGGUACAAGUAACAAAAUUGAUAUAUGUACUAAUUUCAAUUAUCGAGAGAUGACAUUGAAGUUUGCAUAAUCAUUAUAACUUGAUCAUUGUUCGAUUAAUAUCUUGUAUGUACCUGUUCCAUGUAAUAUGGAUUAAUUUAAGCGGACUAAUAAGAUGAAAGGCAUAUUGUUUUCAUAAUAUUUAAUAAAUAUAUUAAUACAUAGUGCAUUUUAUGUAAACAAUGUAAAAAUUUUAUACAAAUGUACAACAAUGUAGUAUUCUUGGUUAUACCAUUCAGUGUUACAAAAUAAAAUUUCUACAAUA
This is a messenger RNA of Cephus cinctus (wheat stem sawfly), 1625 nucleotides long. It is a transcript of the gene thoc6, whose product is annotated as THO complex subunit 6 homolog. The coding region runs from base 396 to 1391 and encodes 331 amino acids. Gene Ontology annotation, cellular component: THO complex; transcription export complex. NCBI's taxonomy places the organism in Eukaryota, Metazoa, Arthropoda, Insecta, Hymenoptera, Cephidae. Gene Ontology annotation, biological process: mRNA export from nucleus. The record is from RefSeq and is a predicted model, not a curated record. The transcript has 5 exons. Gene Ontology annotation, molecular function: protein binding.